Molecule: messenger RNA, 544 nt
Organism: Colletotrichum godetiae
Lineage: Eukaryota; Fungi; Ascomycota; Sordariomycetes; Glomerellales; Glomerellaceae
Exons: 2
Coding region: 61-276 (71 amino acids)
Source: RefSeq, a predicted model, not a curated record
ACUCAGCUGGCUGCGUCUUUUUUUUUUUGGAAAAAAAUAAAAGGAAAACACCAUCACGAAAUGGAUAGCAGCUUCAAUGUACGUCGGAAUAAGCAGCAAGGAUGCCAGAGGAUAUCCGGUUCUUCCAUCGCACCGGACAGGCUUUCCCGGUAUCUAAAAGAAGAAUUCAAUCACCAACAAUUUGAGUUCGAGUCAAGAAAAAACUCCUAUGUAAUUCGUGCUCCGCGUGACCUCUCACCAGAUGAGAUCCAAAGACUCCGUACAAGUCGCAUGUAGGAUGAAGAAAACCAGCGGCAGAGCGAAAAUGUACAUGUAACAUUUGCUGCUCAAAUCUUUUUGGGUGAAGCACGACGGCGUUGAAAAUCACAGCAUAGCCUCGGGGUUCGGAAGGAUUGCAAUCGUUUGGCACAUCAAUGCUUUGAAGAUAUUCAUGAGGAUUUGGAAUUUUGGGACUUCAAUUCUUGUACUUUGAUUUAGUAGACCACAACACACUCGUUCACUCCGAUUUGGGGCGUAACUAUGUCAAGAACAUCGAGCAGUAGGC